Spinacia oleracea (spinach) is the source of this 516-nucleotide messenger RNA. RefSeq names its product small polypeptide DEVIL 5. Gene Ontology annotation, biological process: negative regulation of cell population proliferation. The transcript has a single exon. The record is from RefSeq and is a predicted model, not a curated record. NCBI's taxonomy places the organism in Eukaryota, Viridiplantae, Streptophyta, Magnoliopsida, Caryophyllales, Amaranthaceae. The coding region runs from base 156 to 296 and encodes 46 amino acids.
AUAGUCAAGACCAAAUAGUAGCAGUAUUCACUCUUUGAGUUGGACCGGCCUUCCUAUAAAAUCACCCCCCUUUCCUUCAUUUCUUCAUUCCAUUAUCAUCAUUCUUGCAUUUUCAUUCUCAAAAUCAAUAAAAUUAAAUUAAAUAAAAAAGAAAAAUGAAGAUGAGCAGUCAAAGUAUGGGAGCAAGCAAGAGAAAGUUUGUAAACCGCGGAUUAAGUGGUAUGGUUAGGGAGCAAAGAGCAAGGCUUUAUAUUAUCAGGAGAUGUGUUGUUAUGCUCCUUUGUUGGCAUGAAUAACUUCUUCUUCUUCUUCUUCUUCUUCUUUUUUUAUUCUAUUUAUUCAUAUUAAUUGUAUAUAGUUAUUACUUAAUAGGAGUAUUUUAAAUGUUAAUUAAGGAUAGAAAGUUUUGACACAAUUUUGCUGUUUUUAUUUUUUUCGAAUUAUUUUUCCUUUUAAGUUUUUAGGUUCAUCGUGUACAUCGGCAUAGCUUGAAUGAAGAUCAUUGAUUAGUUGUUA